AUGGUGGUGUUCAAUACGACGGAGUCGAAUGACAUGAUCAUCGCGACGGACGAUGGGCCACUGGUGUACAACUUGGGCAACAUUGCGUGGGUGCUCGUGGCGUCGGGUCUGGUGUUCCUGAUGAUCCCUGGCGUGGGCUUCUUCUAUUCGGGUCUGCUGCGGCGCAAGAACGCGCUCACUGUGCUGAUCCUCACGAUGAUGGUCUCGGCGGUGGCGUCGUUUGAGUGGUUUUUCUGGGGCUUUUCCCUCUCGUUCAGCGAGACGGGCGGGCGCUUUAUCGGCAACCUGGACAACUUUGGCCUUAUUAAUGUCGAUAUUAAUGAGUCUACGGGUGGCGACAAGCUCCCGCAGCUCGUCUACUGCCUCUUCCAGAUGAUGUUUGCCGCGCUUACGCCGGCGAUCGCGUGCGGCGCCUUUGCGGACCGCGCGCGUAUCGGCCCGGUGCUGAUUUUCUUCUUCUGCUGGUGCACGAUUGUGUACAAUCCUCUUGCAUACUGGACAUGGAACAGCAACGGGUGGGGCUACCGCCUCGGCGGCAUCGACUUUGCGGGCGGCACGCCCGUGCACAUCAGCGCGGGCACCGCCGCGUUGGUCAUCUCCAUAUACCUCGGGCGCCGCCACGGGUAUGGUACUGAGGCGCUCGCGUACCGCCCCCACAAUGUUCCGCAUGUGAUUCUCGGCACGACGCUGCUCUGGUUCGGCUGGUUCGGCUUCAACGGCGGCUCAGGCAUCGGCGCGAACCUGCGUGCCGCGCAGGCCAUCAUCGUCACGCACGUCGCGGCCUGUGUCGGUGGCCUCACGUGGAUGCUGUGGGACUACCGCCUUGAGAAGAAGUGGUCGGCCGUGGGCUUCUGCUCCGGCGCCAUCUCGGGCCUCGUCGCGAUUACGCCCGCGUCCGGAUACGUCGGCACGCCGUCCGCGCUCGUGUUUGGCGUGCUGGGCGCCACGGCGUGCAACUUUGCAACGGGCCUCAAGAACCUGCUAGGCUACGACGACGCGCUCGAUAUCUUUGCGGCGCACGCGAUCGGCGGUAUCACGGGCAACCUCCUGACGGCCCUGUUCGCCGAUGGUCGCGUCGCCAGCUUUGACGGCAGCGAUCCCUCAGACGGCUCCGGCUGGAUCAACCACCACUACAUCCAGCUCGGCUACCAGCUCGCAGACUCGGCCUCGGGCUUUGGGUGGUCAUUUGUCCUGUCAUUCGUGCUCCUGUUCCUGAUUGAUCAUAUUCCUUUCUGCCACUUCCGCGUGGACGAGAAAGACGAGCUGAUCGGCACCGACAUUGCUCAGGUCGGCGAGGAGGCGUAUGCGAUCCCCCACUACGCCCACCGGGAGGCGCACCAGCCCGUGGAUCUCGAGAUGGGCGAGCGUCCGUGGGAAAUGCGCCAUACGCAGGACACGGACGGUGCGUCUCCAGAAAAGGCGCAAGUCUCUGCGUAA
Messenger RNA from Malassezia sympodialis ATCC 42132, 1437 nucleotides. Its product is annotated as ammonium transporter. The record is from RefSeq and is a predicted model, not a curated record. Gene Ontology annotation, cellular component: plasma membrane. Lineage: Eukaryota; Fungi; Basidiomycota; Malasseziomycetes; Malasseziales; Malasseziaceae. Gene Ontology annotation, molecular function: ammonium channel activity. Gene Ontology annotation, biological process: ammonium transmembrane transport.